CUAGGGUUUCCUGCCGCGCGCGUGAGGCGGGGAGCCGGAGAUGUUCUACUCGCAGUUCAUCUUGGCCAAGAAGGGCCCCCUCGGGACCAUAUGGAUCGCCGCCCACUUGGAGCGCAAGCUGCGCAAGAACCAGGUCACCGAUACCGACAUCGGCGUCUCAGUAGAUUCAAUUAUAUUCCCCGAGGUUCCAAUUGCGCUGCGGUUAUCCAGCCAUCUUAUGGUAGGCGUGGUCAGAAUCUAUUCUCGGAAGGUCAACUACCUGUUCCAUGAUUGCAGUGAAGCUUUGCUCAAGAUAAAACAAGCCUUUAGGUCCACUGCUGUUGAUCUCCCCCCUGAAGAAUCAACUGCUCCAUACCAUUCUAUAACACUCCCUGAGACAUUUCAUCUUGAUGAUUUUGAAUUGCCGGAGGCUGCAUUUCAGGGCGACAUUGAUCAUCAUGUAAGCGCAAAAGAACAGAUCACCUUGCAAGACAACCCAGAGAGAACAGCAUAUUCAACAUCCGAAUUUGGUUUAGAUGAAAGAUUUGGUGAUGGCAAUUCUUCACAUAUGGGUUUAGAUUUGGAGGAGGAAUUACUGCUGACGAAGGAUCACUCAAUUCAACUCGAGUCUGAUGAUGGUAUCAUCAUUCAAGGCCGGUCAUCAAUUCAUCUUACUGAUAUGGAUGUUGACGAUAACCCAAGUAAAGAUGAAGGGGCUGAAGGAUGCAACAACAUGGAUGAUGAACCUUCUACUCACAGCAAGCAUAUUACUAGCUGGACUGGUUACAAUGUACAGACCCCUGAUUUGAAUAUGCUAUUGCAUAAUGAAGAUGAUGCAGGGCCAUCAACGUCAUACUAUCAACCUAGUCCCUACCCUUUUGAUGAACCUGCGUCACCUGAGUUUGUAAGCGCUCAAGCCCCAGCCACACCUGGAUUAAUGGAAGAAACAGUUCCUUCCAGAGUGCAUGAAAGUCCUGUACUGAGCCCUCAACGAAAAGCUUCACCAUCAAGCAAUGAGGAAACUGCAAAGGCUGACAAUUUUGCUGCUCCACCCUCAGAAUUUCUCCAGUCAGAGGCUGCAAAGGCUGACAAUUUGGCUGCUCCACCCUCAGAAUUUCUCCAGUCAGAGGCUGCAAAGGCUGCCAAUUUUGCUGCUACACCCUCAGAAUUUCUUCAGUCAGCUGCAGCAAAUGCUAAUGAUGCUGUUGGUGCUGAGACGAUUGAUUUUGGAUUGGCCAAGCCUGUGCAAGUUGAAUCUUCUGGUGCUGUGCAUGAGAUGGAUUCUCCGAGGCAACACUGUUCAACCGAGGAUUUGCUGCCAGUACCACAAACCUCAAACCUGGAGGCUACCGUGGAUAAGUUGGUGCGAAAUACCGAUGAUAUAGCUGUAUCAGGUGAAACACUAACUUCUAAAGCAACCAUGGAAGGCGUUACCUUUGUUCAAAAUGCCUCAGAGCCAUUUGCUAAUGGUUCUACUGAGCCAUCCAUGAUAAGGAAUCCAACACAUUUCAAUGAGGGAUCAGUGGACGUGCAAGGGUAUAACAUGCCAACCAUGGGAGGCGUGCCCUUUGUUCAAAAUACUUCAGAGCCAUGCACUAAUGGUUCUGCUGAGCCACGCGUGACCGGUAAUCCAACACAUUUUAACGAGGGAUCAGUAAACAUGCAAGGAUAUAACACGAUGACUUCUAAUUAUUCAAUAGAACAGAACUCACAAAGAGCACCACCAGAAAUGGCACGCAAUAAUAUAUCAGUUGCAGAUUUCCAACAGAACGAUGGACCAAUAUUCCACCAGAACACUGGACCCAUAUUCCAUCAGAACGCUGGACCGAUAUUCCAACAGAACCCUGCGACAAUGUUCCAACAGAACCCUGCGACAAUGUUCCAACAGAACUCCGCGGGAAUGUUCCAACAAAGCCCUGGAACAAUAUUCCCACCGAACGCAGGAACACUAUUCCCACAGAAUGCUGGAACAGUUUUCCAACAGAAUACUGGAACACUUUUCCAACAGAACACUGGAACAAUUUUCCAGCAGAAUGCUGGCCAACAGAACGCUGGAACAAUUUUCCAGCAGAAUGCUAGCCAACAGAACACUGGAACAAUUUUCCAACAGAAUGCUGGCCAACAGAACGCUGGAACAAUUUUCCAGCAGAAUUCUGGCCAACAGAAUGCUGGAACAAUUUUCCAGCAGAAUGCUGGCCAACAGAAUGCUGGAACAAUGUUCCAACAGAAUGCUGGAACGGUUUUCCAACAGAACGCUGGAACAAUACCACAAUACAUGGCAUAUAGUGAUAGACCAAAUGCCUUGUCGACCUCAAAUUUCUUCCCAGAACGUGAAACAAUGUUGUCAGCUCCAGAUACUCAGUUCCACUUGACAAAUGACUUGGGGUUCGGGCAGGUUACUGCAGAGAAAGGAAUCACUGAAUCUGAUGGAAGUAACAAAAUAGCUAGCCUUACCAGCAGAAAACGUCACUUGGAGGACAGCUUGCCAGCUCCAGAGAGUAGGACUACUGUAAAUCUGUCUAUCACACCACAUGGUAAAAGACCUGCUGAUGCAGUUCCUAACGAUGAUGAUUUACUGGCAUCCAUUUUAGUUGGUAGAAGAACCCCUGGAUUGAGGCUUGAUUCAACACCAUUGCCGCCAAAUGCAUCAUCUUUGAAACGCCAAAGGUUAACACCAAAGACCACGACACCAAGGAUGACACCCAAGAGAAGAGUGAAAAUGGAUGAUGCCAUGGUCAUACAUGCUGAUAUUAUACGGCAGCAGUUGAUUAGUACUGAGGAUAUAAGGCGUAUCCGCAGAAAGGCUCCAUGUACUCGUUCUGAAAUAUGGAUGAUUGAGAAAGGUUCACUAGAGGAGGAUAUAUUCCGCGAGCCUAUAUUUUCCUGUAUGCGCAAAGAUCUGAACAAGUUGCAGUAUCGGACCUAUGGCAUUGUUCCUCACCCUACCUUACAUAACGUUGAACUACAAGGGAAACCAGACAUGCCUGAAACUAUUGCAGUAGAUACCGAUAAUGUUAGCAUUUCUGGUGCAAAGGAAAGUGCAACUCUUGACCACCAACUUCACAUGGUGCUACCGGAUGGAACUCGAUUAGAUGCUAUGCCGCAAGAAGCAACUGCUGCAGUUGAUCCUACGCCGCAAGAAGCAACUGGUGCAGUUUAUCCUACACCGCAAGAAGCAACUGAUGCAGUUGAUGGUACAGCUGCAUUUGGUUUGCAAAUGCCAUCUGACGAUCAUGUUAACAACAUUGAAAAAGUAACCGACUCCUUGUUUGGUGAUGGGAAAGAAACUCCACUUGUUAAUGAAACAAGUUUUGAUGCAAACAUCCCUGCUCAAGAUGAUAUACUGGAUAAGGAUGGUCGUCAAGAUACUUCAGCAGAUUUGCAGAGGAAUACAAAUGCUGAUACACCUCUCUUUGUGCUAGAUGACACCACCCAUGAUUCUGCAACUAGGGUAACAGAUGCUCCAGAUGUUGUUUUGGAUAGUUCUAGCCCAGCUCGUGCACAAGCGGUGGACGAUCUGAACGGGGAACAGAGGGACAUCCUUCACAGUGAUAUUAAUGUUUUUGAGGAUAAGGAGAUGCCCACUUCUGAGAUUACUGGACUGGAAUUCGCUCAGAAUGCCUCUGCUUUUCCUCAACCAACAGAGGAUGAGAAUGCUGUGUCUGCCAUGGGAGAAAAUUCUGGCUUGCAAGAAAACAACGCAGGAUCCUUUGUGGACAUGGACAACAUGGGCCAUGACUUUGCACUCAAGGAAUGCAGUGAUUUUGGCAGUGCAAUUCAUGAUGUCGACACAGAUUUUCUCAAUUAUGAUGAUGAUGGAGACUUUGAUGAGGCAGCAAUUGAUGACGAGCCAAAUCCUGAUGAGUUCCAGUCUCUUGAUGCACUUAGUGGUUGGUCUUCUCGUACCAGGGGUGUUGCGAGAUAUCUCAAGACUUUGUUUGAUGAAGACUCUGGUCUGGGGAGAAAGAAUGUUGCCAUUGAUCAUCUAUUAAGAGGAAAGACUCGGAAAGAAGCAUCAAGGAUGUUCUUCGAGACCUUGGUCCUGUCAACGAAGGACUAUAUUCAAGUGGAGCAACCGAACCCUUUCGACUUUGUCAACGUCAAGCCAGGACCGAAGCUCCUGAAGACAGAUUUCUAGAUCAAAGAUCGCCUGCCUAGUGUAGCGUGGCACUGAUACAUACACCUCACAAUAUGCGCCACAGCACCGCCGACAUACAGAGCGUGACACCCCCAUUUUUUGUUUGUUGUUGUUAAUUUAUUAUCAUCCUAUCUGUAGUAUGUAUCCUCCCGCACUAAUCCAUGCCUAGCCGAGUCAAAGUAGGGCCAUGUUGUUGGUUGUUGUUGUACUUUUCCAAUGUUUGUCACCCAGUGUACAUAUAUGAUUAGUAGCCCAUGUAAAGUUUAAUAUCGUGUAAUGUGGUAGCAUCAGCUGGAAGUUACUGCCUGUCGGUUUCUUGGAACAGUCCCUUGGAACUGCUUACAUCUGAACUCUGAGGAGCUGCUUGUCUAGUUAUUUGAAAGUUUCCUGAAGUUUCAAUACUGAA
This is a messenger RNA of Lolium rigidum, 4523 nucleotides long. RefSeq names its product sister chromatid cohesion 1 protein 4. Lineage: Eukaryota; Viridiplantae; Streptophyta; Magnoliopsida; Poales; Poaceae. The record is from RefSeq and is a predicted model, not a curated record. Gene Ontology annotation, cellular component: synaptonemal complex; cohesin complex. Gene Ontology annotation, biological process: synaptonemal complex assembly; replication-born double-strand break repair via sister chromatid exchange; mitotic sister chromatid cohesion. Gene Ontology annotation, molecular function: protein binding; chromatin binding.